AUGGCGGGCAAUGCCUCAAGUGGCGGUCCCGGGAGCAGGACGGCUGCGGAGGAAUCCCAGUCCAGAUCCUCCGACGGAUACGAUGGCCACAAUGUUCACGAUGACCGUUAUCCUGACCCAACGCGUGUCUCGGGCUCUCGGCCAAAGAGGCAUGUGGAGACGUCGCCUCAAAGCUUCACAUCCCGCUCGCUCCUGGUCGGCCUUCUUAUCGGCGCCCUAAUCACUUUCUCAAAUACUUAUUUCGGCCUGCAAACCGGCUGGAUUAGCACAAUGGCCAUGCCAUCGGCCUUGAUAGGCUUUUCCGUUUUCAAAGUCAUGUCAAAAUACCUCUCGUAUCCGUUUACCCCAAUUGAAAACGUCCUCAUCCAGACCGUCGCGGGAGCCGUGGGAACAAUGCCGCUAGGAUGUGGGUUCGUCGGUGUGAUCCCGGCACUGGAGUUUCUCAUUAGAGAUGGUGAUGAUGGGCCUUCAGGUGAUGGAGGUGCUGGCGAAGGCGGACCACUGAAGUUGAAUUUCUUCAAGCUGGUCAUCUGGAGUCUGGGCGUGUGCCUCUUCGGGGUUGUGUUUGCCGUGCCAUUGAGGAAGGAGGUUCUUAUUCGGGAGAAACUGAAGUUCCCAAGUGGAACUGCAUCAGCUUUGAUGUUGAGAGUGUUGCAUGGAAGCGGGGGCGAAGAGAAGACCAAGUCAGGUCAGGGACGAGUACGUCGCGAUGAAGAGGAGGAAGCCGGUGUACCAUCUUCGGAGUCUGAGGAGAGUGGUACUCUACUCCAGAAGGAUACUCCUGAAGCUUCAAGCGACGAAAAGAAGGAUUGGCGGUCAAAGAUGCGUCUCUUGGUUGGCGCAUUCGCCGUCUCUGGUGUUUACACCUUGUUCUCCUACUUUGUGCCCCAAGUCCGCGGGAUCCCCAUUUUUGGCGUGGCGCUCGCCAAAAACUGGCUAUGGACCCUUAACCCGUCGCCGGCAUAUGUCGGCCAGGGCAUCAUCAUGGGCCCCGCCACAUGUAUGCAUAUGUUGUUUGGCGCCGUGUUGGGCUGGGGUAUCUUGUCUCCCCUGGCCAAGGCUCGCGGCUGGGCUCCCGGCCCUGUGAACAGCUGGGAAGAUGGAAGCAAGGCCUGGAUUGUGUGGGUGUCUCUAGCUAUCAUGCUCGCAGACUCCCUCGUCAGUCUCGGUUGGCUAGUACUCAAGCCGACAAUCCGCCAUGCCCCCAAACUUGUGAGUGCGGCAGCAUCCAGCCCGGCCGGACGCUGGUUUGCCUCCAAAACCCCAGCUUCAUAUAAUCGCCGCUCAUAUACCGGCUAUUCUGCGUUGAGCCCUAUCUCCGAGGAAUCCUCUAUCCCAAGCCGCCUCACUACACCUGCAACGAGGGACAGCGCAGGCGAGGACGAAGAACAAGACGCGCCCCCGUCGCAACUUAUCUCAACCAAGACCGUGAUCAUCUUGCUUCCUCUGACUCUUCUUCUGAACGUCAUCUGCAUGCAGAUCGUCUUCGGGGACGUGAUAUCUCCAUUCCUGUCCUGCCUUGCCACCCUGUUAGCAGUUCUGCUGUCCGUCAUGGGCGUACGCGCAUUAGGAGAGACCGAUCUCAACCCGGUCUCGGGAAUCAGCAAGCUGACACAGCUUCUCUUCUCCCUCGCGACGCCGGCCUCUCUCUUCUCUCGCCGCACAGCGCUCGUCACCAACCUCCUCGCCGGCGCCGUCUCCGAGUCGGGCGCCCUCCAAGCCGGCGACAUGAUGCAGGACCUGAAGACGGGCCACAUUUUGGGCGCAAGUCCCAAGGCCCAGUUCUAUGGCCAGAUGAUCGGCAGCCUAGUCGGCGCCGUGCUCUCCACCGCCGUGUACAAAAUGUACGUGAAUGUGUACGAAGUGCCGGGGCCGAUGUUCCAGACCCCGACGGCAUAUGUGUGGAUCUUCACGGCCCGCCUGGUCACGGGCCAGGGUUUGCCCCCGAUGGCAUGGCAGGCGUCGAUGGUCGCUGGCGUCGUCUUCGUGGCUGUGACGGUGCUCCGCAUCGUUGCUGCGUCUCCAUGCGCGAACGGCGGUCGACGCGAUGCCACCGCACCGUGGAAGGCAUGGAUCCCCGGCGGCAUUGCCGUUGCCGUGGGAAUCUUCAACGAACCAUCCUUUACGCUGGCAAGAGCCAUCGGAGGCGUGAUCGCCUGGUGGUGGGCCCGAAAGCAUGCCAGGGACGAAGUUGCGGCGCCAACACAGAUUGCAGGGAGUGAUGGAGCCGUGACUACUGCGGCUGAGAGCACAGGACGGGAGAGAUCCGGGCCCGCGCCCACCACGGAUGCUGAUGAUGCGUCGUCAACCGUGGUUGUUUUAGCCUCGGGACUUAUACUGGGCGAGGGCAUCAUCAGCAUUGUUAAUCUUCUUCUGGCUAGUGGGAGCGUUCCUCAUCUUUAG
This is a messenger RNA of Aspergillus terreus NIH2624, 2403 nucleotides long. RefSeq names its product OPT family oligopeptide transporter. NCBI's taxonomy places the organism in Eukaryota, Fungi, Ascomycota, Eurotiomycetes, Eurotiales, Aspergillaceae. Gene Ontology annotation, cellular component: fungal-type vacuole membrane. The transcript has 2 exons. Gene Ontology annotation, molecular function: oligopeptide transmembrane transporter activity. The record is from RefSeq and is a predicted model, not a curated record. Bases 1 to 2403 code for a protein of 800 amino acids.